CAGCGGUGCACCGAUUGGCCGGUUCUAGCAGCCGUAGCUUUAGUAGCUCUCGUUUACAGGGUUGAUGGUCGCCGAAGCUGUCCGGUUUAACAACGAGUUGAAUUUUUACAAAAGAAUCUUGUUAAUCUUUAUCUUCUUAACACAAUUUGUGUUAUCCGCGAGCAGUGAGGAAGAAUUUAAGGAAUAAAUUCCAGAAUAUCAAGUGAUUAAUAAAAUAAAAAAAUGAGUUCGUCGAAUGCCUGCUACAAAUGCAACCGGAUGGGCCACUUCGCGCGGGAAUGCCCUCAGGGUAAUACUGGCGGCACUAGAGGCGACCGUGGUGGAAGAGACAGAGAUGGAGGAUUUGGUACAAGAGGACGUGAGAAGUGUUUCAAAUGUAAUCAAUUUGGACAUUUUGCUCGUGAAUGCAAAGAAGAUCAAGAUCUUUGUUAUCGUUGCAGUGGAGUUGGACACAUUGCUAAAGAUUGUCAACAGGGUCCUGAAUUGAGUUGCUACAACUGUAACAAAACAGGCCAUAUUGCACGUAGUUGUCCUGAAGGGAAUGACACUGGACGUUUCGGACAAAGUUGUUACAAUUGUAACAAAACAGGUCACAUUGCACGUAAUUGUACUGAAGCUGGUGGCAAAAUUUGCUACGUCUGCGGAAAAAGUGGUCACAUAAGCCGUGAUUGUGACGAUGACAGAAAGUAGGAGACGACUUGUACUUGUGUCGCUCGCUUUACGUAUGUAAUGAGCCGUUUAGCGUGGUGUACGCUACUGCUGAGAAUUCGAACUAGGUAGGAUUGUACGAACAUUAUGCUAAAUAAUAUUAAUAAGCGUUUUAUUUUAAACAACAUCAAAAAAGAAAACAUUUAAAAAACGCAAUUACUCAACAGUAGUUCGUACAACUAAUCUUUACUGAAGUGUCACAUCUCGGUUAUCCUACAUCAUAAUUACUUUAUUCCCAAUACACAUUUUCAUAAAAUUCCUUCAAAGCUUUUUCUUUAAAUUUUCCUUGACGUUGUUCUCUUAUUGAAGGCUUAUUUUUUAGUUAUAAUAAUGCCUUUAAACUCUUAUUGUUACACCAAUUACGUGCGCGUGCGCACAAUGACAUGGACACAAACAUUAUUAUUAUUAAUAUUAUUAUAAUUUUAAGAUAUUAAAGGGUAAAUCAUGAUGAAAAAAAUAUGUGAAAAAAUCAGAAAAUAGAACAACUGAAUUCUAUAAUGCUAUAUGAUAUCAUGUAAUAAUAUUAUUAAUCAUUCAAUUGAACUAGAACUAAUAGGUACAUAUGAAUCCUUCACUCCCUUUACCUUCAAAUCUAUCUGAUAAUCGCAUAUUUGAUUGUAAUGUAAAAUUGUUUAGAUUUUUCAUAUUAUCAAUUGGACAAAAAAAACCAAUAAUAGUUGAGAAAAAAUAAUGAAAUUAAUAAUAAAAGCAAAUGAUCGUGAAAUAAACCUCAUUAUAUCGUGAAAAUAAUCAGAAUCAGAAGUUUCAUUUUUUAUGAUCAUAAACGAAAAUGAUUCAAUUAAAUUCUAGUAGACGUUGAUAUAAAUUUUUAUAGGAUAUGAAGACUGAAUGGAACAGGCUUUUAUCUAUUUUUUUCUUAGUACAGAGAGAGAGAGAGAGAGAGAGAGAGAGUGCGAGAGUGAGAGAGAGAAAAAAGAAAAGAAAAGAGAGCAAAGCAGCAUGAUAUUUAGUGACAACUACCUUGAUUUUCUUCCAAUAUUCAUAAAGAUUAUAUUUGAUCCUCCCUCUCAAACUCUCCCUAGCUAAUUCAAAGUAAAUAAAAUAUUUACAGAAAAAUUAAUCAUAUGGAAAAUAAUAUUAAAUGACAAAAAAAUAUAUAAAAAAAAAUUUGAAAAAUAAUUUUAAAAAAUCGUUACUAUGUGAGAUUUGUCCAUCCUAAAUGUAUACAAAGUAAUUUUAGUAACGCAAAUAUUAGAAAAAUGCAUGAGGAUAUGUCCAAGUAUUCAAAAAAUGAUCGUUGUACAUUGGAAUAUAACGAGUGUCAGUAAACUUACUUGUUUCUCAGCCAAAUCAAUCUAUAAACUUUAACUUAUAUUAAUUGAUUGGAUGCGAUGUACUUUAAUGACAGUUUAAUCUUUAAUUAUUCCGAUUAGGUUUAUUACCCUGGUAGACAAAUAAAUUUAUAAUAAUUCAAAAAUAUCCUCAAACAUUAAAGUAAAUAAAUGUGUUACUAAAUGUAUGUAUAUAUUUUUGUACGUAUUUACGUACAUAUACAUGUGAACAGGAGCUAUGUUUUUUACUGUAAAAAGUUAGGCAUACUCUGGUCGUUGCUGGGGACUAAUUCCAACAUAAUUAUUUGUACAUCAUAAACAUAUUACUGUAUACACAUAGAAAAAAAUAAUAACCAAUAUUAAAAAAAAAUUUUUUUUUUUCAAGAAGUUACUAGCGUGCAUAUGUAAUCUUUAUAUAUCUAAGUUUUUUUAAACUACUCUUUAGGAAGCUAGAUCUGAUGAGUGGACUUUUUGCGUUCAGUCAUCAUUAGAUGAAAACCUCGUUCAAUAAAAUUGUUAAAGACA
Molecule: messenger RNA, 2525 nt
Organism: Chelonus insularis
Lineage: Eukaryota; Metazoa; Arthropoda; Insecta; Hymenoptera; Braconidae
Gene: CNBP
Product: CCHC-type zinc finger nucleic acid binding protein
Exons: 3
Coding region: 223-690 (155 amino acids)
Biological process (GO): positive regulation of cytoplasmic translation
Cellular component (GO): cytoplasm
Molecular function (GO): single-stranded RNA binding; mRNA binding; translation regulator activity
Source: RefSeq, a predicted model, not a curated record